Molecule: messenger RNA, 9452 nt
Organism: Symphalangus syndactylus (siamang)
Lineage: Eukaryota; Metazoa; Chordata; Mammalia; Primates; Hylobatidae
Gene: MGAM
Product: maltase-glucoamylase
Biological process (GO): carbohydrate metabolic process
Molecular function (GO): carbohydrate binding; alpha-1,4-glucosidase activity
Source: RefSeq, a predicted model, not a curated record
UGAUCUUAUAUUAGCUAACAAGUACGCAGAAGUUACCAACUUUUGAGAUCAAACAUGGACCUACGUAAACACAGAUUUCACAUAAGAGAACACUGUGUAGCCCUGGCACUUGGAGGGUUCUUUCUCUGUCUGCAGACACGGGAGCUCAAGCUAUACCCAGAGACUGUGGACAUGGCGAUUCCCAGAGAGCAGGCCAGGAGGAGAGGGAGGUACCUGGAGGAAGGAUGCGGAGCCAGAGAAGACAGCAAACAUGACAGAGACCGUAUAUGGCUGUGGCAUGAGAUGUUAAGGUCUUUUAUAUGGGACAAAAGAAGGAAAACAACUUGGCUGCAAUAAAAACAGAGAUAAGGCAACUGAGCUUCAGAAAAUUGAAAUGAUUGUCCAAGUUCUGCAGAAAAGAUGGCAAGAAAGAAGCUGAAAAAAUUUACUACUUUGGAGAUUGUGCUCAGUGUUCUUCUGCUUGUGUUGUUUAUCAUCAGUAUUGUUCUAAUUGUGCUUUUAGCCAAAGAGUCACUGAAAUCAACAGCCCCAGAUCCCGGGAUAACUGGUACCCCAGAUCCUGGAACAACUGGUUCCACACAUCCUAGGACAACUGGUCCCCUAGAUCCCGGAACAACUGCUACCACUCCUGUUUCUGCUGAAUGUCCAGUGGUAAAUGAAUUGGAACGAAUUAAUUGCAUCCCUGACCAGCCACCAACAAAGGCCACAUGUGACCAACGUGGCUGUUGCUGGAAUCCCCAGGGAGCUAUAAGUGUUCCCUGGUGCUACUAUUCCAAGAAUCAUAGCUACCACAUGGAGGGCGACCUUGUAAACACAAAUGCAGGAUUCACAGCCCGGUUGAAAAAUCUGCCUUCUUCACCCGUGUUCGGAAGCAAUGUUGACAAUGUUCUUCUCACAGCAGAGUAUCAGACAUCUAAUCGUUUCCACUUUAAGUUGACCGACCAAACCAAUAACAGGUUUGAAGUGCCCCACGAACAUGUGCAGUCCUUCAGUGGAAAUGCUGCUUCUUCUUUGACCUACCAAGUUGAAAUCUCCAGAGAGCCAUUUAGCAUCAAAGUGACCAGAAGAAGCAACAAUCGUGUUUUGUUUGACUCGAACAUUGGGCCCCUACUGUUUGCUGACCAGUUCUUGCAGCUCUCCACUCGACUGCCUAGCGCUAACGUGUAUGGCCUGGGAGAGCAUGUGCACCAGCAGUACCGGCAUGAUAUGAAUUGGAAGACCUGGCCCAUAUUUAACAGGGACACAACUCCCAAUGGAAACGGAACUAAUUUGUAUGGUGCGCAGACAUUCUUCUUGUGCCUUGAAGACGCUAGUGGAUUGUCCUUUGGGGUGUUUCUGAUGAACAGCAAUGCCAUGGAGGUUGUCCUUCAGCCUGCGCCAGCCAUCACUUACCGCACCACUGGGGGCAUUCUCGACUUCUAUGUGUUCUUGGGAAACACUCCAGAGCAAGUUGUUCAAGAAUAUCUAGAGCUUAUUGGGCGGCCAGCCCUUCCCUCCUACUGGGCGCUUGGAUUUCACCUCAGUCGUUACGAAUAUGGAACCUUAGACAACAUGAGGGAAGUCGUGGAGAGAAAUCGCGCAGCACAGCUCCCUUAUGAUGUUCAGCAUGCUGAUAUUGACUAUAUGGAUGAGAGAAGGGACUUCACUUAUGAUCCAGUGGAUUUUAAAGGCUUCCCUGAAUUUGUCAACGAGUUACACAAUAAUGGGCAGAAGCUUGUCAUCAUUGUGGAUCCAGCCAUCUCCAACAACUCUUCCUCAAGUAAACCUUAUGGCCCAUAUGACAGGGGUUCAGAUAUGAAGAUAUGGGUGAAUAGUUCAGAUGGAGUGACUCCACUCAUUGGGGAGGUCUGGCCUGGACAAACUGUGUUUCCUGAUUAUACCAAUCCCAACUGUGCUGUUUGGUGGACAAAGGAAUUUGAGCUUUUUCACAAUCAAGUGGAGUUUGAUGGAAUCUGGAUUGAUAUGAAUGAAGUCUCCAACUUUGUUGAUGGUUCGGUCUCAGGAUGUUCCACAAACAACCUAAAUAAUCCCCCAUUCACUCCCAGAAUCCUGGAUGGGCACCUGUUCUGCAAGACUCUCUGUAUGGAUGCAGUGCAGCACUGGGGCAAGCAAUAUGACGUUCACAAUCUGUAUGGCUACUCCAUGGCGGUCGCUACAGCAGAAGCUGCCAAGACUGUGUUCCCUAAUAAGAGAAGCUUCAUUCUGACCCGUUCUACCUUUGCGGGCUCUGGCAAGUUUGCAGCACAUUGGUUAGGAGACAACACUGCCACCUGGGACGACCUGCGAUGGUCCAUCCCUGGCGUGCUUGAGUUCAACCUUUUUGGCAUCCCAAUGGUGGGUCCUGACAUAUGUGGCUUUGCCUUGGAUGCCCCUGAGGAGCUCUGUAGGCGGUGGAUGCAGUUGGGUGCAUUUUAUCCAUUUUCUAGAAAUCACAAUGGCCAAGGCUACAAGGACCAGGAUCCUGCCUCCUUUGGAGCUGACUCCCUGCUGUUGAAUUCCUCCAGGCACUACCUUAAUAUCCGCUAUACUCUAUUGCCCUACCUAUACACCCUCUUCUUUCGUGCUCACAGCCGAGGGGACACAGUGGCCAGGCCCCUUUUGCAUGAGUUCUACGAGGACAACAGCACUUGGGAUGUGCACCAACAGUUCUUAUGGGGGCCUGGCCUCCUCAUCACUCCAGUUCUGGAUGAAGGUGCAGAGAAAGUGGUGGCAUAUGUGCCUGAUGCUAUCUGGUAUGACUACGAGACUGGGAGCCAAGUGAGAUGGAGGAAGCAAAAAGUCGAGAUGGAACUUCCUGGAGACAAAAUUGGACUUCACCUUCGAGGAGGCUACAUCUUCCCCACACAGCAGCCAAAUACAACCACUCUGGCCAGUCGAAAGAACCCUCUUGGUCUUAUCAUUGCCCUAGAUGAGAACAAAGAAGCAAAAGGAGAACUUUUCUGGGAUGAUGGGGAAACGAAGGAUACUGUGGCCAAUAAAGUGUAUCUUUUAUGUGAGUUUUCUGUCACUCAAAACCGCUUGGAGGUGAAUAUUUCACAAUCAACCUAUAAGGACCCCAAUAAUUUAGCAUUCAAUGAAAUUAAAAUUCUUGGGACGGAGGAACCUAGCAAUGUUACGGUGAAGCACAAUGGUGUCCCAAGUCAGACUUCUCCUACAGUCACUUAUGAUUCUAACCUGAAGGUCGCUGUUAUCACAGAUAUCCAUCUUCUCCUGGGAGAAGCAUACACAGUGGAGUGGAGCAUAAAGAUAAGGGAUGAAGAAAAAAUAGACUGUUACCCUGAUGAGAAUGGUGCUUCUGCAGAAAACUGCGCUGCCCGUGGCUGUAUCUGGGAGGCAUCCAAUUCUUCUGGAGUCCCUUUUUGCUAUUUUGUCAAUGACCUAUACUCUGUCAGUGAUGUUCAGUAUAAUUCCCAUGGGGCCACAGCUGACAUCUCCUUAAAGUCUUCUGUUUAUGCCAAUGCCUUCCCCUCCACACCCGUGAACCUCCUUCGCCUGGAUGUCACUUACCAUAAGAAUGAAAUGCUGCAGUUCAAGAUUUAUGAUCCCAACAACAAUCGGUAUGAAGUUCCAGUCCCUCUGAGCAUACCCAGCGUGCCAUCCAGCACCCCUGAGGGUCAACUCUAUGAUGUCCUCGUUAAGAAGAAUCCAUUUGGGAUUGAAAUACGCCGGAAGAGUACAGGCACUGUAAUUUGGGACUCUCAGCUCCUCGGCUUCACCUUCAAUGACAUGUUUAUCCGCAUCUCCACCCGCCUCCCCUCCAAGUACCUCUACGGCUUUGGGGAAACUGAGCACACGUCCUAUAGGAGAGACCUGGAGUGGCACACUUGGGGGAUGUUCUCCCGAGACCAGCCCCCAGGGUACAAGAAGAAUUCCUAUGGUGUCCACCCCUACUACAUGGGGCUGGAGGAGGACGGCAGUGCCCAUGGAGUGCUCCUGCUGAACAGCAAUGCCAUGGAUGUGACGUUCCAGCCCCUGCCUGCCUUGACAUACCGUACCACAGGGGGAGUUCUGGACUUUUAUGUGUUCUUGGGGCCAACUCCAGAGCUUGUCACCCAGCAGUACACUGAGUUGAUUGGCCGGCCUGUGAUGGUACCUUACUGGUCUUUGGGGUUCCAGCUGUGUCGCUAUGGCUACCAGAACGACUCUGAGAUCGCCAGCUUGUAUGAUGAGAUGGUGGCUGCCCAGAUCCCUUAUGACGUGCAGUACUCAGACAUCGACUACAUGGAGCGGCAGCUGGACUUCACCCUCAGCCCCAAGUUUGCUGGGUUUCCAGCUCUGAUCAAUCGCAUGAAGGCUGAUGGGAUGCGGGUCAUCCUCAUUCUGGAUCCAGCCAUUUCUGGCAAUGAGACACAGCCCUAUCCUGCCUUCACUCGGGGCAUAGAGGAUGACGUCUUCAUCAAAUACCCAAAUGAUGGAGACAUUGUCUGGGGAAAGGUCUGGCCUGAUUUUCCUGAUGUUGUUGUGAAUGGGUCUCUAGACUGGGACAGCCAAGUGGAGCUAUAUCGAGCUUAUGUGGCCUUCCCAGACUUUUUCCGUAAUUCAACUGCCAAGUGGUGGAAGAGGGAAAUAGAAGAACUAUACAACAAUCCACAGAAUCCAGAGAGGAGCUUGAAGUUUGAUGGCAUGUGGAUUGAUAUGAAUGAACCAGCAAGCUUCGUGAAUGGGGCAGUUUCUCCAGGCUGCAGGGACGCCUCUCUGAACCACCCUCCCUACAUGCCACAUUUGGAGUCCAGGGACAGGGGCCUGAGCAGCAAGACCCUGUGCAUGGAGAGUCAGCAGAUCCUCCCAGACGGCUCCCCGGUGCAGCACUACAACGUGCACAACCUGUACGGGUGGUCCCAGACCAGACCCACAUACGAAGCCGUGCAGGAGGUGACGGGACAGCGAGGGGUCGUCAUCACCCGCUCCACAUUUCCCUCUUCUGGCCGCUGGGCAGGACAUUGGCUGGGAGACAACACAGCCGCAUGGGAUCAGCUGAAGAAAUCUAUCAUUGGCAUGAUGGAGUUCAGCCUCUUUGGCAUAUCCUAUACAGGAGCAGAUAUCUGUGGGUUCUUUCAAGAUGCUGAAUAUGAGAUGUGUGUUCGCUGGAUGCAGCUGGGGGCCUUUUACCCCUUCUCAAGAAACCACAACACCAUUGGGACCAGGAGACAAGACCCUGUGUCCUGGGAUGCUGCUUUUGUGAACAUUUCCAGAAAUGUCCUGCAGACCAGAUACACCCUGUUGCCAUAUCUGUAUACCCUGAUGCAUAAGGCCCACAUGGAGGGUGUCACUGUUGUGCGGCCUCUGCUCCAUGAGUUUGUGUCAGACCAGCUGACAUGGGACAUAGACCGUCAGUUCCUGCUGGGCCCAGCCUUCCUGGUCAGCCCUGUCCUGGAGCUGAAUGCCAGAAAUGUCACUGCAUAUUUCCCUAGAGCCCGCUGGUACGAUUACUACACGGGUGUGGAUAUUAAUGCAAGAGGAGAGUGGAAGACAUUGCCAGCCCCUCUUGACCACAUUAAUCUUCAUGUCCGUGGGGGCUACAUCCUGCCCUGGCAAGAGCCUGCACUGAACACCCACUUAAGUCGAAAGAACCCUCUUGGUCUUAUCAUUGCCCUAGACGAGAACAAAGAAGCCAAAGGAGAACUUUUCUGGGAUGAUGGGCAAACAAAGGAUACUGUGGCCAAUAAAGUGUAUCUUUUAUGUGAGUUUUCUGUCACUCAAAACCGCUUGGAGGUGAAUAUUUCACAAUCAACCUAUAAGGACCCCAAUAAUUUAGCAUUCAAUGAAAUUAAAAUUCUUGGGACGGAGGAACCUAGCAAUGUUACAGUGAAGCACAAUGGUGUCCCAAGUCAGACUUCUCCUACAGUCACUUAUGAUUCUAACCUGAAGGUCGCCGUUAUCACAGAUAUCGAUCUUCUCCUGGGAGAAGCAUACACAGUGGAGUGGAGCAUAAAGAUAAGGGAUGAAGAAAAAAUAGACUGUUACCCUGAUGAGAAUGGUGCUUCUGCAGAAAACUGCGCUGCCCGGGGCUGUAUCUGGGAGGCAUCCAAUUCUUCUGGAGUCCCUUUUUGCUAUUUUGUCAAUGAUCUAUACUCUGUCAGUGAUGUUCAGUAUAAUUCCCAUGGGGCCACAGCUGACAUCUCCUUAAAGUCUUCUGUUUAUGCCAAUGCCUUCCCCUCCACACCCGUGAACCUCCUUCGCCUGGAUGUCACUUACCAUAAGAAUGAAAUGCUGCAGUUCAAGAUUUAUGAUCCCAACAACAAUCGGUAUGAAGUUCCAGUCCCUCUGAGCAUACCCAGCGUGCCAUCCAGCACCCCUGAGGGUCAACUCUAUGAUGUCCUCAUUAAGAAGAAUCCAUUUGGGAUUGAAAUUCGCCGGAAGAGUACAGGCACUGUAAUUUGGGACUCUCAGCUCCUUGGCUUCACCUUCAAUGACAUGUUUAUCCGCAUCUCCACCCGCCUCCCCUCCAAGUACCUCUACGGCUUUGGGGAAACUGAGCACACGUCCUAUAGGAGAGACCUGGAGUGGCACACUUGGGGGAUGUUCUCCCGAGACCAGCCCCCAGGGUACAAGAAGAAUUCCUAUGGUGUCCACCCCUACUACAUGGGGCUGGAGGAGGACGGCAGUGCCCAUGGAGUGCUCCUGCUGAACAGCAAUGCCAUGGAUGUGACGUUCCAGCCCCUGCCUGCCUUGACAUACCGUACCACAGGGGGAGUUCUGGACUUUUAUGUGUUCUUGGGGCCAACUCCAGAGCUUGUCACCCAGCAGUACACUGAGUUGAUUGGCCGGCCUGUGAUGGUACCUUACUGGUCUUUGGGGUUCCAGCUGUGUCGCUAUGGCUACCAGAACGACUCUGAGAUCGCCAGCUUGUAUGAUGAGAUGGUGGCUGCCCAGAUCCCUUAUGACGUGCAGUACUCAGACAUCGACUACAUGGAGCGGCAGCUGGACUUCACCCUCAGCCCCAAGUUUGCUGGGUUUCCAGCACUGAUCAAUCGCAUGAAGGCUGAUGGGAUGCGGGUCAUCCUCAUUCUGGAUCCAGCCAUUUCUGGCAAUGAGACACAGCCCUAUCCUGCCUUCACUCGGGGCAUAGAGGAUGACGUCUUCAUCAAAUACCCAAAUGAUGGAGACAUUGUCUGGGGAAAGGUCUGGCCUGAUUUUCCUGAUGUUGUUGUGAAUGGGUCUCUAGACUGGGACAGUCAAGUGGAGCUAUAUCGAGCUUAUGUGGCCUUCCCAGACUUUUUCCGUAAUUCAACUGCCAAGUGGUGGAAGAGGGAAAUAGAAGAACUAUACAACAAUCCACAGAAUCCAGAGAGGAGCUUGAAGUUUGAUGGCAUGUGGAUUGAUAUGAACGAACCAUCAAGCUUUGUGAAUGGGGCAGUUUCUCCAGGCUGCAGGGAAGCCUCUCUGAACCACCCUCCCUACAUGCCGUAUUUGGAGUCCAGGGACAGGGGCCUGAGCAGCAAGACCCUGUGCAUGGAGAGUCAGCAGAUCCUCCCAGACGGCUCCCCAGUGCAGCACUACAACGUGCACAACCUGUACGGGUGGUCCCAGACCAGACCCACAUACGAAGCCGUGCAGGAGGUGACGGGACAGCGAGGGGUCGUCAUCACCCGCUCCACAUUUCCCUCUUCUGGCCGCUGGGCAGGACAUUGGCUGGGAGACAACACGGCCGCGUGGGAUCAGCUGAAGAAAUCUAUCAUUGGCAUGAUGGAGUUCAGCCUCUUUGGCAUAUCCUAUACAGGAGCAGAUAUCUGUGGGUUCUUUCAAGAUGCUGAAUAUGAGAUGUGUGUUCGCUGGAUGCAGCUGGGGGCCUUCUACCCCUUCUCAAGAAACCACAACACCAUUGGGACCAGGAGACAAGACCCUGUGUCCUGGGAUGCUGCUUUUGUGAACAUUUCCAGAAAUGUCCUGCAGACCAGAUACACCCUGUUGCCAUAUCUGUAUACCUUGAUGCAUAAGGCCCACACGGAGGGCGUCACUGUUGUACGGCCUCUGCUCCAUGAGUUUGUGUCAGACCAGCUGACAUGGGACAUAGACAGUCAGUUCCUGCUGGGCCCAGCCUUCCUGGUCAGCCCUGUCCUGGAGCUGAAUGCCAGAAAUGUCACUGCAUAUUUCCCUAGAGCCCGCUGGUACGACUACUACACGGGUGUGGAUAUUAAUGCAAGAGGAGAGUGGAAGACAUUGCCAGCCCCCCUUGACCACAUUAAUCUUCAUGUCCGUGGGGGCUACAUCCUGCCCUGGCAAGAGCCUGCACUGAACACCCACUUAAGCCGCCAGAAAUUCAUGGGCUUCAAAAUUGCCUUGGAUGAUGAGGGAACUGCUGAUGGCUGGCUCUUCUGGGAUGAUGGGCAAAGCAUUGAUACCUAUGGGAAAGGACUCUAUUACUUGGCCAACUUUUCUGCCAGCCAGAAUACGAUGCAAAGCCAUGUAAUUUUCAACAAUUAUAUCACUGGUACAAAUCCUUUGAAACUGGGCUACAUUGAAAUCUGGGGAGUGGGCAGUGUCCCCAUUACCAGUGUCAGCAUCUCUGUGAGCAGCAUGGUCAUAACACCCUCCUUCAACAAUGACCCCACGACACAGGUAUUAAGCAUCGAUGUGACUGACAGGAACAUCAGCCUACAUAAUUUUAAUUCAUUGACAUGGAGAAGCACUCCGUGAAUUUUUAGAGCAAGAUUCUAACUAUGAACGACUUUGAAACUACUUAUACUUCAUACUCAUAAACAUUAUUGUGUGUUGCUAAUUGGUUCAUACCCACUAUUGGUGAAAUAUUUUUGUUAAUUUUGUUAUAUGUUUUUUAUGUGCACCCUAAAGGUUAAAUCUUAGCCCUGUGGGAUAGGCAGUUAGGGAGGUGUAGAAAAUCUGUGCAUUACCUUGAUGUCUCUAUGUGGUUAGUAUGGUAGUGACUGUUCAUCAUAUGACAUUUACUGAAGAUGAACUGGGUCCAUGAUGAAGUGUGUGUAUGUCCGUGUUUGUAAUCAUAGAAUGGACCCCAUUCUUUUGUUAGAUACACAAGAGAAAGCUUUCUGAGACAGUUCCAGGUCUUGAAGCUAAUCAGCAUCUCAAGAAAGUAUCCAGAAAGAACAUCUGCUAGUUGGUUAUAGGCGGCGGGAGGAAUAAUAUACCUAAUUGGUUAUAGGUGGGGGGAGCAUGAUAAGCAAAGAAAAGGCAAACACAAGGAAAGAUCAGAUGAAACAGAAGAUGACAGUAAAAGUGAUCACAAGUAAGAACAUAAUGUAAAAUUGUCGGCAGCCUCAUGGGGAGGAAAAAGGAAGAGUCAACUCACCUGAAGAAGAGGGUCUUGAGAAAUCCUUAGCAUAAAGGGCUAGUGGUGAGAUUGAGAUCUGAGCAGGCAAAGCUCAAAAGAGAGUUUGGAGGUUAAAAAUAAUUUAUUUUUGCAGUAGUGUGCUUUGAAAUGUGUAAAUCUUAUUUCUAAUGUAUAUAACCACAUUUCACAUAAAAAUAUGCAAUUUAUA